UCGGCAGUAGAGGGCGUAUAUCCUGGCAACGCGCGACGCAGUCAACAAUAUAUGGCGGAUUAUCAAGAGAUCAUUUGGAAAUAUUUGAACGAUAUAUAAUUACAUGGCUAUUUUAACUUUCACAGUAGUGGUAUGACAGGAAUCAAGAUUGUUGUAAUUGACCAUCACUAAGCCCGGCAGCAUGGAGGUGGACGAAAGGCUGAGAUUCCUUGAGACUCGAAUCACGUCAAGCCUUCGUCCUAGGAAUGAUGACCUCAAAGCCCUCUUUGCUGGAGAUGAAAACAGACAUGCAUUUCUGGAGUUCUGCAACAACGAAGACGUCCGCAGACUCUUCAUCUACACCAGGGAGCCCAAGAACACGCUCGUGGCCUCUCUCCUUCCACCGCAGGACGUUAGGUCCAAGGGGGUCAUCUUCAUCAAGACCAAUCAGGCCACUAAGCUGACCAAAGAGAACAUCAGAACGGAUGUGGUAUUUUCGGACAGUAAUAAAUUAGUACUCAAUCAGCUGGAACUACUUUCUAAAGAAUUGUACCUACCCCUGCUGUGUACGGAUGGAGUGCAGACCUAUGGCGGGGUUAGCUCAGACAAGCUCAUGGACAUCCUUCACAGAUUGAUGGCCAAUACCAACGUCACAGAAGGGCAUGUGGAGGGUCAAAUCAGCCUGCCCCUGCCAUCCAUCGAGGUGCUGACCGAGGCAGCAAGUAACGCCAACAGAAGGUCAGCGGUCAUCCAUGUCCUGGAGUCAACAGUGGUCGGCUGGAUCAAGCAGAUUAAGCUUGUGUUAAAACACGAACCCCUCUCUGACCUGCGAGAAAAGUUUGGAGUGCGACCUUUCCCCUUGGACGAGGUCAACCUGUGGCGGCAACGUCAAGAGAAACUGCUCUCUAUCAACAAACAGUUAGAUUCACCAGUGGCAAGCAACAUCCUUCUCAACUUAGACGACGCCAACAGCACCUAUUCACAUUCCUUCCAUAACGUACGCAGGGAGAUCGGACAGGCUUUAGCAGAGACCAAUGAGAAUUUGAUGUUCCUGGUAACCCUUCUUCCAUGGUUUGAACGCCUACAUGCAGCCUCUCAACCCAAAGAACUGAUGACAGUCUUUCCACCCCUUGUACACACACUCAUGCUGGUCUGGUCUCACUCAAGGUACUAUCAUCAUGACUUUGUGUUCCACAACCUUCUGGAGUUGGUAUCCAAUGAGGUGGUAGCCAGGGCACAGUCUCUGGUGGGUGAGAACAUCCUCAAGAAUACAAUACAGUCUUAUGCAGGUCUGAAGGAAGCCCUCAAGGUCUGCGCAGCUUACCGGGGAACGUACCUAGACAACAAGGACAAAGCUGAUGAACUCAACGCUGAAAGGGUCUCAGAGACCGCCGAGGCAAUGAACCUGAACCCACCCAAGGGAGUGCUCUACAACAGCCGUCUCUACAGCGGCGCUCAGAAGCGACCUCCGACCCGGCAGUCGGCUACAGAGGUGUGGCGAGACACAAGCACCAACAGCGCAGUGGUGAUCAAUGAGGAUGAGUGGAGCGAUUCACCGUGGCCUCCAAGGAACGCUCCUUGCUUCAACCUGCUGAACAGCUUCAUGGAGAGAUGCAACGACUUACUAGAGCUGGUCCAGACCACCAGGCACUUCAACCUCCUCCAGAAGGCCGCCGAAGUGGGCGGGGCUGGAACCAAGAGCUUAGAUGCCCUCGUCAGAGAGAUCCAUCUUGAGUUCACGACCUCCAUGGAUCACUUCGGGUCAGAGGUCAAGGAUAUCUUGGACAUCACAGAGAGCCAGGCCUUUGAGAGGGCAUUCUUCAUGUUCAGAUCUGUCGUAAAAGACCUUGAGAGACGAUUAGCGAGUGUCCUGCGGCAGAGCUUCUGCCAGUGUCCCUCCAUCGGUUCCCAGCUGCGUCUCCUGGAGGUCUUUGAGGGUGUCAGCGGCCGAGAGAUGGUCCAGGAAUACCUCAAGGACAAGGACCGGGCCCUGAUCAAUUCCUUCACCAACGAGCUGAUAGCCGUCCGGACCAUGUUCAUUGCCAAGUCCAGCGAGCCCCCGCUCCAUGCCAACCUGCCACCCAUCGUCUGCAAGCUGACCUGGGUCGGAGCACUCAAAAAGCGGAUCAAGGAACCCAUGGCAAAACUGAAGAGGGUCAGUCCACACUCUCUGGAUGGGGAUGCUGGCUGGCAUCUGAGGGACAUUUUUAAUGACAGCAUGACCGACCUGGAUAAGUAUGAAGAGAAGAGUGUGAGUGAUUGGCAGAGGAUGCUACACAGUGAGCUCAGGGAUAGACUCAAGCAGCCAUUACUGACGGCUGAAGACUACGACGAAGAGACCGAACUCCGACCCCAGGUCCUGCACGUAAACCUUGACCCCGAGUUGCUGCUCCUACUCCGUGAAGUCCACUACCUCGCCCAGGCACCCUUCAACGUCAAGCUCCCCGACGGUGUAAGAGAACUCCUGAGGCACACCGACGGGGCGACGCUACGCACGACAGCGGCCAGGCUAGAAACUAUAGUGUCCAAGUAUAACCAGGCCAUGAGGUCCAUUGUGGAUUUCGAGAGACCUCUGUUUGAGAGAAAGCUAGGCAAAAUCGACCAUCUGCUGGAGCAAGGUCUGAGUCACUACACCUGGAAGACGACGGAGAGCGCCGAUUUCAUCGAGCUCGCCUCGUCCCUGGUCGGAGCUGACCUCCACCGGACGCUGGCCAUCGUCCAGUCCAACUGCCAAGAGAUGGUGGAGAUUACGCAGAAGUGGUCAAGCGGGGCACUGGACGUCUAUGAAUGCAGGGCACCGAUUGUCAGCUAUUCCAUGGAUAAGUUGCUGGAAUGGCAAAGGUCCCUGAAUGAAGAAAUGGAGAGACUUAUCAAGCCCUCGGGUCUACGGAUCCAUGCCAUGCUGCAGAACUCGUUUGAGGUGGUCCAGAUCAGUCGGGCCUCUCCAGCCUGGGAGGAGUACGUGGACCACAUCGAUGCCCUGGUCCUGGAUGGACUCAAGCAGACCUGUCUGAAGAGUCUCAGGUCCAUGCUCAACACCCUGGUCCUGGCAAACGUGUCUGAGACCGAAGAGCCAAACAUCCCAAUCUUGACCAUACGCAUGGAGCUGGUGGAAAACACAGUGACCUACACCCCUCCCCUUGACCAGAGCACCGCAGUGACCAGCGUCCUGGAGAACGUCAACCGAUGGCUGGAGCAGUUCAGGGCUCGAGGGGCACUGGUCAAGAUGCUCAGCCCUCUGGCAGAGGGAGGAUACAAGGAUUACAUCAGUGUAGAUGAUGAGGUCAUUGAACUUUGUGAGAAGAUCAUCAGUCUGGUCAGAGAGAACAGUGAAGAAUGCAAGAAACUCCUGGAGCUCUUCAAGAGUUACACCUUUUUAUGGAUGCAUGACAUCAAUGAGACAUUUGAUGAGUUCCUUCAUGGCCGCUUGACCCCCAAUCCGCUCCGUGACCCUCAGAAACUCAGUCCGUCUGCACGCCUGAGGUCAGCUGCCUCCGAGCGCUCGGUCAAGUCUGCUCACAGUGGAAGGGCAAGUUCUGCAUCUAACUACAGCAUCAGUCACACAGGAGCCAUGGGAACAGCAGAGAAGGCUUUCCUCUCACCCAAAGAUGAAGACGAGGAGGUUGAUGUGCCGUCCCUUGACCUGUUUGAUAGCGAGAUUGACAUAUACAUGACUGCCCGAGAUGAGAUCGUUGCAGUGGUAGAUCAGCGUGAUGUGGGCUGGACCCGUUGUGACCUGGAACCAAUCAAGCAGGUCCUGACGACCUACGCCAGCCGGUGGAUGUGGACCUUUACCAAGUAUCUCUCAGAUCAGGUGACUGCACUGCUCCAGGAUCUGGACUUCUUCCUGAAGCGCAUUGAGCCUGAGAUUGAGUGUAUCUCAGGAGAGGAGAGAGAUACCGCCUCCUUCAUGAAGAUGAUGCGCAUAUUCAAUGAGGUCUCUGCCAAACAACAGGAGAUGGACGGUCAGUUCACUGCCAUGAACAGAACGGUCCUGCUUCUCAAGAAGUAUGGCCAGGCCCUGCCGGAGAGGACUAAGUCCCUCUACGACGCAGCCCCAGGCCGAUGGAACAACCUCAAGACCAAGGUCUCCCUCGCCAAGCAGAGACUUGGACCAAGAAUCCAGGGAGAAUCAGCCAGUAUCACAAAGGACCUUGCUGAGUUUGGUGAGCGAGUGGAAGCAUUGAACUCUGCCCUCGCUGCGUCAGAGGUCUACACCUGGGAGUGCUUCCUGGACGAUGCCUUCUCUGAGAUUGACAAGUUUCAGAGGAAGCUGGAGGAGCUAGACAAUGAAGCACAGGACUUGAUUGAGCUUCAGGAUCUGCUGGAGACAGCUGUAGUGAACUUCACCAUCUUGCCAGAGUGCCGUCAUGAGCUACACAACCUGCAUGAGGUCUGGGACACCGUGAGAACCCUGCAAGAGCAACAGCAGGAGUGGAAGCAGGAGAGAUGGCAGACCAUGAACACCAAAUACCUCAGGGAAGCUACCAAUGAUCAACUAACGACUGUCAAGACGUUACCUGAUGAGACGCAUAGCUGGGAUGUGACACGAGGCCUAGAGGAAUCAAUUCUUGUCAUCCAGGCAUGUCUUCCAUUGAUUGAGGACCUGAGCAACCCCGCCAUGAGGACCAGACACUGGAAGCAGCUAGUGCGGGUCACUGGGGGCGCCCUUGUCAUUGACAAUGAGAGCCUCAUCAACAUGACCUUUGGUCAACUACUUCAACUUGGUCUGCAAAACCAUGUGGAUGAAGUAAGGGCCAUUGUUCAGAGAGCUGUCAAGGACGUCACAAUAGAAAGUGCUCUCAAGACCUAUGAAGAGAUCUGGCUCAGCAAACUCUUUGACCUUCGACCUCAUGUUCGGCACAUCGUAGUAGGGACCAGCGAGAAGAACGACAAAGAUCAACAUUCCGACACCAAGAGCGAGAUGUCCCAGAGCCAGAGUGACCUCGGUACUGCCAUCACGGAUACACGAUCCCGACGUCGGACCAUGAGCAGGAUGUCAGCCCUGACCCUCGGAGCUGGCCGUCAGAAGAGGGCCAGUGUCUCCUCUCUUCCAGCGUCUCUGCUCAACUUAGGAGAUGACAAUGGAAACCUAUUCCUGCUGAAGGACACCGACCCCAUCUUCACCGAGCUGGAGUCCCACCAGGUGGCCCUCCAGGGCAUGCAGAGCAGCAGUGCAGCAGGGUCCUUCCUGGAUGAAGUCACCAAGUGGCAAAAGAGGCUACAGACCAUUGAGGCAGUCCUGACCGUGUGGCUGGAGGUCCAGGAGAAGUGGGUGGAGCUAGAAGAAGUAUUCAGUGGAGCUGAUGUAAGAGCGUCUCUGUCUCAUGAAGCCAGUCUGUUCACUUCAGCAAACAGAGACUUCAGACUCUUCAUGAGGGCAUCAGAGAAGAAUCCUAAUGUCCUGCAAUGCUGUCAGAGAAAAUCUAUCCUUGGCCUCCUUGAGAAGAUGAACAGCAACUUGGAGAUCUGCAGACGUUCCCUGCUCCAGCACCUUGAGAGACGGAGGCAGAGGUUCCCUAGAUUCUACUUUCUAUCCAUGGAGGAUGUGCUUCACAUCGUCUGCAAUGGCUAUGACCUUAACCAGGUGAACCUGUACCUUCCUAAGCUGUUUGAGAACCUUGGUCGGUUGGAGUUUGAGAACAACGCGUCAGAGGCUGCAGAAUGUAACUUCCAGGUGACGGGUCUGACAAGCAUGCUGGGAGAAAAGCUACCCCUCAAACAGGUUGUAUCCUGUGAGGGCCCCAUCGAAAACUGGCUUGGCAACCUCAUCCCCAUGAUCAAGACCUCCCUGCAGCAUCAACUGGCCUCAGCCCUGGCCCAUGAGACCCUGGACCUACAGGCUUCCUUCCAGAGCUCUGGUCAGUCAGAGGGACUAGGACCAGGUCCUAGAAAGGAGAGGGAUAUCCACAGUGCUGGGGCUAGGAGGGUAACAGUAGGCAAAGAGGAACGCAAAGGUGGUCCAGGCAGUCGUUCUGGAAGCCGAGCCGGGAGCAGGACCGGUCAGAGGACCAGUACCAACAAGCGGCCCAGUACCAGGGAGUCACAGCAGGAGGGACCCUUGGAGGUCAUCAAAGACCCCCCGACCAAGUCCUGGAUGCUGGAGCACGUGACGGAGGUGGUUUAUCUCGCAAUGCAGAUCCAACUCGGAGACCAGGUGGAGAAAGGGUUGAAAGCAGUGGAUGGCGGAGAGAAGGAAUCAUUGAAGGAUAUGUUGGCCAAGGUGAACAGCAGUCUCCAAUCAGCUGUGGUCAUGCUGAAAGGCAUUGAAGAUGAUAAAGAGAAGAAAGCAAGACUCAGAAAGGAGCUCAGAAAAGAAGCUAAUAACAAUGUGGAUAACUCUGCAGCUGACAACAGCACGGUGGUCUCACAGACAGGUAGACAGAGCUCUCAUUCAUACCGGGGUUCACAAUGGAGUCUAAACGAGCUAGCGAUCCCACAGCCUGCCACGCCCAUACAGGAAGAGGGCAGCAUACACUCGGUCAUCAACGAGGAGGCCAGUGACGUCACUGGCGAAAUAAAGAGCCAACCCGUGGACACCAUGAAAGUGGACACCAUGAAGGUAGACACCAUGAAGGUCGUCCUCCCUCCCGAGAGGCCAAAGGUCAAGGUUGUAAUCGAGGAGCAGGUCGAUCGGACCGAGCUGAAGCUUCUUCUCUUCCCUGCUCAGAUACAGAAGAUCAGCAACCUGAUAUCCCUCAUGGCCCAUCAGAGGGACAUCAUUAACAGAUUUGAGAAGAAACAAAAUGAGACAGGCAAGCUUGCUGACUGCUUUGAAUGGAAGAGCCAGCUACGAUACACCUGGGAUGAAAGCAGCAGUAACCUGAAGGUCAAGCUCCUAGAUGCAGAGUUUGACUAUGGAUUUGAAUACCAAGGAUCGGCAGCCCGCCUAGCCUUCCUUCCAGGCACAGAGAAGAUGUAUUACAGCAUGGCUAGCACGGUCAAGAGUCACUCUGCAGCCAUGUGUGUAGGAUCUAAUCUGAGUGGACGGGUAGAGACGGCGAGAGAGCUGAGCCGUAUUGUAGGUCAACCGCUGUAUGUCUUCAACUGCACUAAGACUAUGGAUGCUCUGAUGCUGGUUGAUAUCUUCAGGGGGUUGGCAUCCACUGGAGCUUGGGUGUGCUUCAACAACCUUGCGCACAUCGUCCCAGGUGCACUGAGCGUCCUCAGCGAGCUCCUCCAGACGUUCCUGGAAGCUCUUCGUGCAAAGCGCCCUCACAUCACAUACGCUGCCCUCGGUGAGGAGAUCGCCCUCAAUCCCUUGGGGGCGUGCUUCGCCACCUUGGACAGUGCCCUCCAGGCUCCGUCCAUGUCAAAUAUAGACCGCCAUCUGGUGUUGAACUCUACCAUGUCCAUGCUUCCGUCCGACUUGACCGGGCUGUUCAGGACAGUGUCCAUCACCAAUCCUGACUUCAGGAUUGCCAUGGAGAUCAUCUUACUAUCACAAGGCUUCAGACAGGCUUCUGAUCUAUCUACCAGACUAGCUUCACUGAGAGAGAUGUACAUCAAGAUCAUUCCAACAGGCCUCACAGUCAACAAUGACAACAAACUCAGGAAUGCAGCAUAUGAAGGCCCCCAUGGAUGGAGUAUUCGUAACAUGAGGAAUAUCAUCACUGAAGCAGGUAAUCUACUGGAUGAGCUACAGGCUAACUACAUGGAAGAAGAAUACCAAACAGCUUUGGCUGAGUUGGUGAGCAUUGAGGACAGGGAUCCGCUGCAGUUCGUUGCUGAGGAAGAUCAAUCAGAAGAGAAAGACGAAGAAAAGCAAAAUGAAAAGGGGACCUUUGAGCUACCUGAGACAUUGGCCAAGUACGAGAGUGAGGCCAUCGUGAGCGCUCUCCGUAACACCUUCAUGCCCCGCCUCCACGGCAGUGAUGCUGAGAUGUUUGUUACCAUGGUAACGGAUGUCUUCCCGGACACGCCGGUGGACAUGGGCUUUGGAGGAGUCGACCCAUCAGUUGGCAAGAAAUCCGACAUCAUAAGCCUGAACACUCCUGUUGUCACAGCCCAGCCUGCAGGCAAGCUGAUACAGAGCUACCUCCCUAACAGCGGAGGAGAGAAACAAUACCUUGAUGACAUCCACUCCGCUAUCGCCGUGGCAACCAACGAGCUAGGCUUGCUACCAGGCACCUCGUUCCAGGCUCGUGUUGCUCAGCUAUGUCAGCUCACCAGUACACAUCAAACGGUGAUUGUUACUGGACCCCCGGGCUGUGGUAAAAGUGAGUGUAUCAAGACGUUGAUGAUGGCAGAGAGAGAGACCGGUAAGAUGGUGACAGCCCAUAGGAUCUUCCUUCAAGCGGUGGAGUCUGUGGAGCUCCUCGGCAGUGCUGAUCCAGAAACAAAGGAAUGGCGUGAUGGUCUAUUCAUCGCUUUGCUUCGUAAGCUGUGCCUCAUUCCCAAAGCAGACUUCAGCCAAACCAAACCUCACAUAAAGGCUAUGCAUCUAGAUGGAGAGAUAAAUCCCACUCAGAUGGAGAUCUUCAGUUCUCUAUUUGAUCACGACGGAACCUUAGUUCUAGCCAACAAUGAGCGUGUUCACAUACCGGAUAAUUUCUCCAUUUUCUGGGAGAUUGAGAGCAUGGACCAGCUUAGUCCUGGUCUACUCUCCCGGGUAGGCCUACUCUCUAUGGACCGGUCCGACGUCAGCUGGGCCCUGCUCCUGACCACCUGGCUUGACCGACGCCCAGAGAAGGACCAGGACAUCCUGAAGGCCCUGACCGACAUGUACCUUGGUCCAACCUUUGAGUACCUAGACCUGUGUCUUAGACCAGCUGUCAUGACGACCAGUAAACAGAGGAAGAGGCCCAAGAUGAAGAGGAUAGUAGAUACCAGCGAGAGCAAUAUGGUCCUGACUUUCUGUGCCAUCUUGGAUGCCAUCAUAGCUCAGAACACAGAGCUGAGCGAUGAGCAAUAUGAGCGCUACGUCAGCUUUGCUGCGGUCUGGGCGUUGGGUGGAACCCUGGAGGAAAAGCACCGUUCAACCUUCAGCCACUGGUGGCGCUCUAAAUGGGAGAAACGUGAGAUUUAUCCUGAAGAAGGGGAGGUCUUUGAUUACUUUGUGGACAGUGAGAGCGGUGAGAUGGUGAUCUGGUCCGAGGCUGUACCACCUUACAGCAUGCCACCACACGAGGGCAUCCCACUUGAUGCCUUUGUCCACACUGUCACCACAGAGCAAAUUUCCUAUCUGCUUGGUCUACUCUCCGAUGCUGGUAAACCAGUGAUGUUGGUUGGAGAGGCCGGCUGUGGCAAGACGGCUAUCAUCAAUGAUCGUAUCCGUACUGUAUGCUCUGGAGAGGUGGCUGAGGUCCUGGCACUCACUGUCACUGCUAACAGGUUCACGACAAGCCGUGUCUUGUGGCAGCGGUUAGAGGAAAGGCUUGAAUGGCGUCAUGGUCGGACAUACGUUCCUAAGGGAAAUAAGAAGCUCAUGUGCCUUGUGGAUGAUCUCAACUUAGCUUAUGUCGAUCAGUUCAAUCAUCAGUCGGCCUCAGCCAUGGUCAGACAGCACCUGGACUCUGGCGGUUUCUACGAACCGGACACGCAUCGUAUGCGAGAGGUCAAGAACGUGACCUACGUGACAACAGUCAACCCCAUGACCCCGGCCAGCGUACCAUCCCUUAACCCGAGGCUUGUCAGGCACUUUGCUGUGCUCGGCAUGCCGUAUCCAAAGAAUUCAGAGGUGCAUUAUAUCUUCACCACCCUUCUUCACACUCACUUCCUGACUCCAGCUACAACCUCGUCUAAUGCUAACAGAGACCACAAGAAACAGCACUUGAUCGACAAGGAAGAGGAGAAGUUGAGGGCGCUAAUCUCGAUGAUGGUCAACGUGACGAUCGAGGUCCAGGAGAGGAUGAGGAGUAUGUUCCUUGCCACCGCUGAGAGAUGCCACUACAUCUUCUCUCUAAGAGACAUGAGGAGACUCUUCCAGAACAUCUGUCUCUCCCUGAGACCCGGCACCAAUCCAGACAACCUCCUGUUGCUAUGGCGACACGAGUGUGAGUGGGUGUACGGUCAGCGGCUGGUCAGUCCGGUCGACUUUGACCGUUAUCAGCUGGCUUUCGUGACCGCGGCUCGCAAGGAAUUCACUGCCGAAGAACCGUCUGAAUCAUAUAGCCCAGGCCGCAAUGCACGAUGCGUUAUGAAAGGAGAGAAAGUGCUCCAGCUGACCAUCUCGCCCGACCAGCCUCUCUUCAGCAACCUCGUCCAGCAGGACUCCGGUAUAGUCACCGCCGGUGGGUACCGCAGCUCCCAGCAAGCCACCAGCAGCACCACUGGGUCGGAGGUGGAGAACACCGACCAGUACCAACCAUGCUCGGAGGUCGCCGGCGUCCAGAGGCUGCUCCAGGAUGCAGUGGAGGAGUACAACAAGGGACAUCCAAAGAUCAAGCUGACUCUGUAUAAGGAAACCAUCCAGCGUGUCUGUCGUCUGGCCCGCAUGAUGAUGUCAACCCACGAGGUAGGCCACGCCCUCCUGGUUGCCGAUGGUAACCCGGGUCUGAGCAACCUCUUUGCUCGUCUAGCAGCCAGCCUGUGUGGGUUCAGCGUGUCUGAGAUCAGUGCGGCCCCUGAGGCAUCGUCUAGGAACUACAAGAUAGAUCAGUUCAAGGCUGACCUUGUGGCCAUGUACACCAAGGCGGGAGUCAAGGGUGAGAAGCUACUGCUCCUUCUGACCGAAGAGGACCUCCACGAGGAAGACUUCCUCGUGUACGUCGGCGAGUUCGUUGUGACUGGCGCCAUCACGCAUCUCUUCUCCAGUGAGGAGCAGACGACCAUCAUCAACUCCAUACGCACCGAGGUCACUGCCGCAGGGCUCACCUAUACGCGGGAGACAGCAUGGAACUUUUUCCUCAAGACCGUGAGGAACAACUUCCGGGUGGUCCUGAUCUCCGCCGACACUGGCCAAGACUUCCAGCGAAGGUGCAGAGAGUACCCCGCCCUCACUGAGCAUCUCAACUGCCACUGGUAUCAGCACUGGACCAGGGAAAGGCUUGUAGACCACGCUAUGGCCUACCUGCAAGGUACUGAAGGGAUGAACAACAUCCAGCAGGAGAACCUAGCCCAUCUCCUAGCAACCAUGCAUCUUGCUAUCAGGCAGCUGGAUGGAGAGGAGAAGGGACCGGGAAGAUACAAGCAUCUCACCAACACUACUUAUGAGAAGUUUGUAGAAAGGUUUCUAUCGAUGUACAAGCAGCGACAAGCCAAGAUCCAUGAAGAACAUCUGACAGUCACCAAGGCUUUACACCACAUCAACAGAGAGAACAAGCUGGCCAUGAGGCUCCAGAAACAACUAGAACAUGAGCUUGUUGUACUGGAAGAAAGGAAAGAAGGAACCAUAAAGCUACUGUCACAGAUUGGUCAAGAUAAGGCCAUAGCAGGACAACAGGUAAAGAUCGUCCAGAAACAACUGGACAGUCUGCUCAAGCUCAAACAGGCCUUACCAAAGUACGCUCUAGCCCACGAGAGGGCGGUGUACAAGACUGUCGCAGUGGUAGCAGACACCAAGAAGGUGGUCCAGACGUUGGACGUGACGAGCCUAGGAGAGCUCAGAGGAAUGCACAAACCAGAUGUAGACAUUGAAGAUCUGCUGGCUUCCAUUAUUAUGAUACUGAAAUCUCCCUCAUCUGAUUUGACCUGGAGCAAAGGAGCUAAACGGCAGAUGGCAAACAUUGAAAGAUUCAACGAGGAACUUGCUUCCUUUGAUGACUCAGAGCUUCCGGAGUCCACUCUGAACCUGGUGGAACCGUACCUUAAGAAGUCCUCCUUCCAGGCCAAGAACAUGCUGAGGAAGAACAACAACGCCGCUGCUGCCUCUCUCUGUAACUGGGUACGAGGGGUCUGCAGAUAUCACCGUCUGAUGAUCUCGAAGGUGAAGCCGCUUCACAGGAAGGUUGAAGAGACGAGAGUGGCCAUCGAGGAAGCGGAACACAAGCUCUCCAUGCUGGAGAACAAGAAGAAGGCUCUGGAGGAGAGACUCACGGACCUUGCGCUCAGCUUCGAGAGUGCCACGGUGGACAAGAAUGACCAGGAAGACUUGUCCAGAAAGAUGACCAAACAGCUGGACACUGCCAAUAGAUUCAGACAUAUUCUAGCAAUGGAGCAUCAGCAUUGCCUCCAGAUCUGCCAGUCCCUCCCCCAGCGAGAGUUUGCCAUCUCCGGUGCCAUUGCCAUGGCAGGGGCCUUCACGACCUACCUGGGACCCUACGACCCCAAGUUCCGUCGAUCGGUUCUUACGGUCCAUUGGCCGCUGUGCCUUCAAGAGAGAGGUGUUCCUCUUGUCAUCGAUGCCAUAGAUCCUAUGAAAGGUUGGAUUGUUGAAUGGGCCAUCCAUACGUCCCCCAAGACCCGGGCCAACACCGGAAUGGGUAGCGCUCUCCCGCCAUUAGACUUCGGCCAGCGAGACAGCGAAGGAACUCCAGCGCAACGCCAAGAAGAUGACAGCAAGACGCCGGUGAACGAAGGAGAGACAGAGAUUGAAGGACAGACGGAGAAUGAAGGAAAGACAGGAGAAGAGGAUGGUGAGAAGAAGGAAGAGGAAGGAGGGGAUGAAGGAGGAGAGGAUGAUGAGAAGAGUCAAGAGAUGAAGGAGAAAGAAGAGGAGAUGAAUGCCUUACUAUCUCAGACACAAGAGGGCCAAGACACCCCACGUAACGAGCAGCCCGCAGCACCGGCUGCAGAGGAACCCCCGCGAGGCUUCACAGCUCUCAGUGAGAUCGCAGAAAGCCAGCAUGCUUACGAUGUAGAUGCAUUCCCUCAGAUAGGGAGCGCAGAGUACCAGCGCUACGUCCAGUCACUCAUCAAACUGCUGGUGGGAGAGAAGUGUGUACACGACUGGGGAACUAAAGGCCUUAGCUUGAGACAGAUGGAGAACCUUGCCAUCCAGAAGUCGUCAUGGCAACGACCUCCGUACCUGAUUGACCCUGACAUGGAGGGAGUGCGUUGGUUACGAAGAAUGAUCUACCAGGAAAGACUUGUGAACAUUGAUAUGCAGACAAGAUGGAGACAUCAACAAAUCCAUGUGUAUUCUAAAGACACAUUUGAAUUCCAUGUGGAAAACAAGAUUGGGUUCGACCCAUCCAUGGUGGUGCGUAUAGAGAAGGCCAUUCUAGGAGGGCGCCCUCUGUUGAUGAUGAACAGUGUAGACUGUGUGGAUUCCAUGUCAGCUCCCCUCAUCCACCAUGCCAACCAUGGCACUGAAGAGGGCGGUAGUGGAGACGCUCGUCUCAUCAAAUACUGCGGACGCAGGUUACUCGGUCACGAGAACUUCCGUGUCACCAUGGCUACCACCAACAUGUACCCCAACUUCAGCGCCAGAACGGCGUCAGCGACGACCAUGAUCAACUACAACGCCUCUCCUGAGAUGCUACGAGAAGAGCUUCUGGAUAGAGCGUUCGCCAGAGUCAUGCCCAUGCUGUACUUGGAGAAGAAGAAGGUGUUGAGAGCUAUUCAGCAACACAAGGAAACCUUACAGUUCCUGGAAGACAAGCUCCUCCAAGUCCUCGAGGGUGAGGUCUCCUCCCAGGAGAUCACCACCCACACUGAGUACGUGUCCUCCAUCGUCGACCACAAGGAGACCGUCUUUGCCCGUCUGGAGGCCGCGGAGCAGGCCCUCUUCCAGCUGGAGCGCAUCAGGGACCAGCUGCUGCCGGUGUCCAAGAGGGGCGCGAUGCUGUACUCCGUGGUGCAGAGCCUCCAGGGCAUGCAAAGGGAGUAUAGGGUCUCGCUGCCUAUGUUUCUUUGGAUGUUUGAUCAAGCAGUGGGAGAGGAACUGCCCCCAGAAGUAGCCCAGGAGGAAGACUGGCAUGAUGCUGCAACUGGAAGUGAUGAUGAAGAUGAUCCUCGUCAUGGUAAAGUGGCUCCACCUCCCAGGCUUAGUAGCGCCUCGACACGCAUCUCUGAGAAGAAGAUUACCAUCCCUGAUGGAGGAGGAGAGGGGCAGGAGGCCGGAGCAGAAUCAGCCGCUGAGGAAGACGAAGACAGCACUGAAGGCCCUGCCGGCACGUCAGUCCCAGACAUAGUGAUUCCUGAUGUACCAACCUUCCCUUCAGGAGGCUUGGAAUACACCAACCUCUCUGCUAACCAGGUCAAACAGCUUGUCGACUGCCUCACACAGACAGUAUUCCAGAAUGUUAGACAGAGCCUGUACGAUGAGCACCGUCUCCUGUUUGCCACCCUGCUCUGCAUCAAUAUCCAGUAUGAGACAGCAAACAUCUUCUCUGAAGAAGAGCUAGCUCUGCUCCUACAAGGUAACCCUGGACUGGGCACCAUGGAGCUGACCCUGCUUGACUUCGGAUGCGACGCCCCGCCCCCCACCUUCCUCCCUCCCGACAAAUGGGAGGACAUCCUUGCCAUCUCGGUCCUCCCCGGUCCCCUGGACUCCCUCUGCAUCCAGAUGGCAGAGAUGCCUGAGAAAUGGGAAGAGUGGUAUCAAUCGUCGGAGCCAGAGAGGCUUGCGCUGCCUCUUAGACCAGCUACAGGUGAAGAGCGUCCAGUAGACGAGCAGGGCCAGACUUCCCCCCAGAGCAGUCCCGACCUCGGCAGUCUCAACGAGUUCCACCAGCUCAUCCUCCUGCGUCUGCUCCGCCCUGACCGGUUCCCCGCCGCCGCCUCUCGUUACGUCCAGCGCCACUUGACCUGCGUCAAGCCCCUGCCGUCUGCCGUCGGAAGCAUUCUGGGUAGCGCUACCCGCUCCCUGGCGGUUAUGGUCUUGAUGCCGCCGUCGCCAGCGGGAGGGAACAAGAGGCUACCCAGUGAGCUCAAGUCUAGCACAAGGCCAGUCGAUAUCCUGCAGACGUAUGCACAGAAAAAGAGCAUUCCGUACGAGCGAAUCGCCAUCAACGAAGGCACGGAGCAUCAGGUUGCCAUGGCGAUAGACGCGAUCGCUGACAAAGACGGUUGGUUGGUGAUAGAGGACCUUCAUCUUGCCUCCAAUCUCUUCCUCUCUAACCUGAAGGGGCAACUUAUCAGGGUUGGAAACACAGGAGGCGCAUUGGGACUGAACCCCAUCGCAGCCAACAGCCAAUCCCGCUUCUGCAUCUGGUUGACCUCUGAACCCUCGGGUCGUCUCCUUGACGACCUCCUCCAAUCAGUACGUAUCAUCUCCUGGGACGUGAUUGGUCCUCAUCUGCUGGAUGAGCAGGAUGGCUCCACCAGCAACAUGGAGGUGGUUACUCUCUCGCAAGAUGAUAUACUCAAGACAGAAACAGCUACCAUCGCUGCCCUGAAGUCUGUCGACCCCUCCACCUGGCAGUCUCUGGCCGAUCAGAGCACCGCCCUCAGAGGCGUGGUGUACGGAGCCUGCGUCAUCCACGCGGUCCUCUACGCCCGUCAGAUGUACGGCGCUCGAGGUCUGUCCCAGUACCAGGCUUUCAGCAAGGUCCAGGUCAAUCACAGCUUAGAGGUCAUCCUGGAGUCAAGGUUCAAGGAAGAAGGAGGUCAGGCUGGGGGUGAUAGUCUGGCUGAGCUCUGUGGUCUCAUCUCUGAGGUUGUCUAUGGGAACAUGCUGACCGAUCCCUGGGACCACCUCUACCUGACGACCAUCGUCAAUCACGUCUUGACCGCUUCCAGCCACUCCAGUAGCCAGCUGGUCCUGGGCUCCGUGACCGUGCCGACCCCUCCGGCCAACGUGGAUGCCACGGACUAUGCCGGAUGGCUGGAGGAGAAGUGGGAUGAGGAGAUCGGCACCACGGAGGCGCUGAGUCUGGAUGAUGGGGUUAAGAAGCUGGUCAACAAAGCAAGUGGUCUUGACUUCUUGAUGUACCUUGACAACCUGUACGAGAUCCAGCACUCUGGCCCCAGGGGAUCAUCCAACGUACCCUCCCAACCCCAGUUCAACUCCACCAAGAUCUCCAACGCCAUCGACUCCAUCACGGAGAGGCUGCCCUCUAUUGUUGACCUAGGAGAACUGCCCAUUCACAUCGUCAACGAGGCGGAGAAGUACACGUUCCCGUACCAUGCGCCCUCGCUUAUGAGUUUGCUGAGUGUGGCCAGCGUGGAGAUGCCGCAGAGCAUUGGCUUUGUACUACUUCAGGAGUGUCACUGGUACAACUCCUUGCUGUGCCACGUCAAUCAGAGUCUCCAUGAGGUUGAGUGCUGCAUGCUGCAGGGGCAGUACGCCAUGAAGCCAUCCAUCAGACAUCUUGCCAUGGCCCUCCAGAGAGAUGCCGUACCCGCCAGCUGGGUUCAUCCCAACAGACAACCCAGCGGGCAUACGCUCAUCUCAUGGGUCGCAGACCUGAAGAAGCGCCAUGACCAGAUGCAGGCUUGGAUCAAGGAAGGCAAGGUGCCCCGCUCCGCCCCUGACGUUGCUCCCGUCCAGACCGAACCCAGGGGUCAUCUCCUGUCUGUCUGGAUGGGAGGAUUGGUCAACCCAACGGCCGUCAUCACUUCACUACGACAGGAGAAGGCUGCCCUUGCUGGCUGUCUUAUGUCAGAGGUUGGUAUCUCGUGCGAGGUGUCCCGCUCUCUGACCGAAGAUAGCUUUGACAUCAUCCACCCUGGGGGCAUGUAUAUCAGAGGAGUCUAUCUGGACGGAGCUAGGUGGGAUCUAGAACAUGGCUGCUUAGCACCGGCAAGCUCCUCACUCUCAUCCAUGCCCGGCAUGUACAUCCGACCAAUACUCCUUGAUCAAGAACCAGAGACUGCUCGGAGCUCCGAGUCCAAUAACGACGAAGCGAGUCAAGAGCAGCCGUCUUCCGAUGCAGGAGAGAAGGAAGACGAUGAGAAGCAACGUCCUCCGCAGCUGGGUGUCUAUCAGUGUCCAGUCUUCUUGAAUCAGUCAAGACAGGUGUGUGUAUUCACCCUUGACCUUGCAUGCCCUCUGCCUGUAGAACAGUGGACGAUGGCGGGAACAGCUCUUAUUCUGGAUCCAGAAGCACCUGUGAAUGGAGCCAGGAAAUGGCCACAGCCCUCCAUGCAGCAUUCGGUAAGAACCAUCGAGGAGGCAGCGGUGAAGCAGAGCGAAGAUGGAACAAGUGAGCGGGGUGCACCCUCCCAAGCCUCUCGCCCGUCAAUGGGGAGCAAACCUGGUAGCGCCACCGGCGUCAGGGCCGGCUCGGGUUCCAGGCACUCUGCAUUGAGCCGACCAUCCAACAGCAGACAAUCGGCGAGGUCCGAGAAGAAGGUGACCAUUGAGGAGAAGGACGAAGAGGAAGAAAAGAAACAGGAUACAGUCCUAGAAGAAGAGGAAGAGGAAGUGCAGAUGGAUGAUGCCUUCGAGUUGGAAGAAAAUGCUGAGCUGAUGCUGACUGCAAGGUCCAUUGAGCAGGAGAGGCAAAGACAUCUCAAGUCCACCUUCGACUACAGAGACGUCUCAGGUUCUGGCAACGGUGCCGACCCUGCUGAGCAGGAUGAGCUGGACAAUGAGAAUGCUAACAAUGAUGUGGAUGAGGAUGAGGAUGAUUAUGAUGGAGCGAGUGAGAGGUCGUCCACCAGGAGUUCCCGGCAUUCUUCAAGGGCUUCAAGUGCUUCUGCUAAGGAUGAGGAUGUCAGGAAAUAUUCAGAUGAGGAGGAUGACAAGUAUUCUGAUCAUGAAGAGGAAGAGAAGAAGGAACCUAAAAGGGAUAAAGAAGACUUCUCAGAUACAGCGUCUCAGAAGAGUGGGCAGUCAAGGACAGGUGGAGAGGCACGAAACUCUCCAUAUGGAAGCCAGAAUGGAUCCAGACACAGUGUAAAACCCAAGGAUGAUGUCAGUGGUUCAAAGACAAGCCUUCAGUCUAAGAAGUCUUCAAAGAAGGAUGAAGACAAAGCCUCAAGGAAAAGCCUCAAGGCUGCUGAAGACAUUUAUGCUUCGGACAAAGGGUCCAGGAGGACUGGGAGUGGUGGAUCCAGGAAGAGUCUACCAAAGACCAGCAAAGAUCGGGCAUCAUCGGCAGAGUCGAGCAAGUCGGAAGGAAGAGAUUCAGUCAAUGGCGAUGCCAGUCCGAACCAAAGCAAGGAACUCCAACCCAGACCUUCCCUGCAAACGGUGAGGCCUCUGACGACAAGAAAGAACAUCACGGAUCCAAGGAGUCUUUGAACUUCUUUGAGCAAGCCAUUGAAGCGAUUGUCGGUGAUGGAAGCAGUGACGAAGAGGGCAAGACGAGAUCUAAGGAUGUCAAGUCCGCUGCCAGCCAUGGUAGAGUCAGUAGUCAGGGUAGGGCUAGCAGAGGGGUAUCAGGAAGUAGAGCUUCUGACCAGAGAAGCCUCUUCAACAAGGACGAUCCAGAUUAUUAAGGCUUGUCCAAGCUGUUUUCUACCCUAUGAGAAGAACAAACAUGUAAAUUUGAAUAAAACCUGCUGAUAUAUAUAUAAAAACAAAUAUUGAAAUGAAGUGUUUUUAACAAAGUUAUGAUGACUAACCAGUGUAUAUAUUGAAUAUGCAUUUACGUUUUAUAUUAUUGCGAUAUAUAUCUAAACCUGAAUUUCCUAUCAGAAUAUAUAUAUAUAUAUAUAUAUACUUGUACAUAUUGUUGAUGAAAGUGUAUUUUUGAUUUUGUUUAUACACGCAGAAGUUUAUUAUACGAGAAGUGUCUAUGCAAUUUAUUCUUCUGAAGAUUGGAGGGAAGUGGAGUGUGUUCUUUUACAUUUUUUGUCUUGAUGAUAUGCUCUUGAAUAAACUUAUCAAAUCAGGAUAGGUCAUUGAAAGUGGACCUCAUAAAGCUCCCGGCUAUAAUCCUCAAUAAGAAUUAUUUGUAUAAAUGUACAUUAUAUUUGUAUAGAAGAUCAUUACAUUCCCAGAAUUGUUCAUACAAAGAUCAUUUUCAUAUGUAUUAUAUCUGCACUAGUAGAUGUACCUGCCUCUAGGCAAAUAUACAUAAUUCAAUGUACGUGUUUAAUACUUACCUAUUUCUCUGAAAUGUAAAUAGUCAUUAUUGUAAAGAUUUAAUUUUUGUUUUGUAGUAUACAUAUACGUAUUGAUGGAAAGUUUAUUUGCAGUAAAAAUUGUCAAAUGAAAUUUGAAAUAUGGAUGAAUUGUGAAUUUCCUUGACACUUUUUUUUUUGCAUCGAUGUUGAAUUUCCGUCCUGUCACCACUAAUCAUCACUCUCAUCUCUCAUUAUAAUCAUUAGCCUUUUAUCCUCUUAACCAGUUAGAAACCUAAUAUUUAUUUCAUCAAGUGCCACAGGCUAUUGAAUGUGUAUUGCCCAUUUGUUAUCUCUUAAUGUCAAUGAUUAAGAAUGCAUUUGAGGAAAGUUUGGCUUUCUGUCAAGCUCUUAAAAAUGAGCAAAAAUUAUUAUAAUAAUAUGAUAGGAUAUACAAUACUACGCUGUAUUAUGUAUACCCCAGUCUUUCUCUGUGUAUUCGAGACUAAUUACAUGCACCCCAAUUGCAUGAAUGAAUUGCAUGCAGUUUGAAUCUAUAUAUGCUAUUAAAGCCGUCCAUUGUGAUUUGCUGUGAAAUUGAUUUGAAUGGGAAAAAAAAUCUUUAUCUGUUAAUAAAAUGUUUACUGAAUUACUAAA
Molecule: messenger RNA, 19413 nt
Organism: Strongylocentrotus purpuratus (purple sea urchin)
Lineage: Eukaryota; Metazoa; Echinodermata; Echinoidea; Camarodonta; Strongylocentrotidae
Product: dynein heavy chain 9, axonemal
Exons: 96
Coding region: 182-17992 (5936 amino acids)
Biological process (GO): microtubule-based movement
Cellular component (GO): dynein complex
Molecular function (GO): minus-end-directed microtubule motor activity; ATP binding; dynein intermediate chain binding
Source: RefSeq, a predicted model, not a curated record